AUGCAGCCCGUGACUGGGGAGGUGGCACGUCCUGCGAAUGGAUACAUGGAGCAGCAAGCCCUGGACGGGGCGGUACAAGCCAAAUUGGCGGCAGCUCUCGCGGGCUCAGCGACUCGUUUUUUCGUUGGCGUGCGGGGAUCAGGCCAGAAUAGAUCGGGGAAGAUCAGCGUGCAGAUCAAGGCAGACCCAGACAGGUGUCAGCUCGCGGCCGAGUGGCCCCUCUUGGCCGAACGCGUCUUGCUCCGAGGGUGGCAUGCGUGGCGCGCGCAGCACAUCGUGGUGAGCGGCACGUACACGUACGACAGCAUGCGCGUGGCCACCUACAACCCCAUGCACGCCGCGUACCACGAUAGGAUUAUUGACAUCAGUACUGCAUUAAAGGCUCUACUAGACACGUUCCCAGAGCAGCCCCUGUACGUAGACAACAUGUACGAGCACAUGCGCGCGUACCGCAUGCGCAUGUUGGGCAGGAGGAGGGAGCUGAGGGAAAAGAUGGUGGACUGCAAGGGGGAGGAGGAGUUUUUGGACGUCUGCGAGGAUCUUAAGGACGUCCCAUUUGCUAUCGCGACGGUGAGACAGCAGACGAUGACCAUGGAGACGUCAGACGGUACAUUAGACAUCAGGUCCACCACAGGAGAGCCUGGCCUAGAACGAGACAAGAAGGAGGCACGACAAGAGGGUGGAGCUCGAGGAAAGGGCGGCAAGGCGAAGGACGGCGAGAGCACGGACAUCAGGGAGGCCCUGGUCACCGUGCAGAAGCUCGUGUUGCGCAACAGCCAGGAGAACCGCGACAUGAUGAACGGCAUUUUCGACUUCUGGCUGGUCCCAGGAUCGUCGGCAAUGGUCACGGCAGGGGCCGACACAGGCCUCGACUACAACAACACGGUGAAGAGGUUGGGGAAGGGCCAUGGGCAGGGGCCGCCGCAUGUGCACAUCGCGAUGGCGGUGGUCGAGAAGGCGGUGGAGGUGCUCGACGAGCAAGACAAGUGGCAGGCGGAGAGCAAGCUCUUGCUCAAGGAGUGGGUCGGGGCGGCCAGCGGCGAGCACGGACAGAGGCUCGUGGACGCGACCUUCAGCAUGUUCAGGAUCAAGAAGGCCUACCAGCGCGAGUCGGACCUGGAGGAGAUGUACAAGGUCAUGUUCGGCAUCAGGCCGCUGGUCGACUUCAAGACGGCGCUGCGCUUGGCGGAGGCGCCCUCGGAGGUCAUCGCGCAGGUACGCCAAUUUCAGCCAGCGCUUCUUCGAGAGGCGCUGAAUCACGCGUGGUUCCUGCAGAAAGGGGUGAUGCCUAUGGGGGCAGGGCCGAAGACAGAGUUGGAGAGGGCAGUAGAGGCUCAGCUGAAGCAGCUGAUCAAACAGGGAACGCUGAAGAGAAUACGCUUCAAUUUGACAAUAUAUGACGAGAUGCCGCCCCUGGCGGCAACGGCGCGCCUCCCAGAGAGGCAGCAGGCCGAUGACUCGCACAUCGAGGACUUCCUCGCCGCCGCCGCCCGCCCGAAGUUCCACAUGCUGCUCGGGGCCACCCCGGGCGGCGGCGGGCGCCUGCUCUCGAGCGACUUCCCGAAGGAGCCGUGGCUCGACGCCUUGCGGCUCGACUUCGGCGCCGCCGCCGAGGCGCCCCUGCCGGCCCGCGGCCGCGGGAGCGCACGGCCGGGGGGCGGCGUGCGGAUCUUCGUGCACGAGGUGCCGGGCUGCGCGGGCGAGGCGGUGCUGCAGGAGUUCCUGGCCGCCGGGGGCUUCGGCUGGCCGCAGGCGCUGCGCCUGCACGCGGAGCACGCGGCCGCGGUGCACCGCGCGGCAAAAUUGGACUCCGGUGCGGUGGUUGCGGACGAGGCGGAGGCCACGGUGUUCUACAUCCCCGCUUUCUUCGGUCUGCUGGUCGAGCGCUUUCUCGACACCCAGGACACGGCACAUCUCAACUGUAUUUCUGAGACUUGGCAUGGCUUGCCCGAGCGGAUCUUCCUGCGGAAUGCUGGCUACGACCAUUUCAUCUCCGCAGGGACGUGCCACCCGUACUCCAUAUGCGGCACAAUGGAAUGCGACGUCACAGUCUACCACCCUUUCGCUGGCAACGUCAUGGUCCUGGCCGGAGGUGUCCGGGAUCUGGGCCACCCCGAUUUCGCUUUCGAGCCAGCGGCCAUGUACAGGUUGCUGAGAUUCAUCACGGUGCCGUUCCCCGUCGCGCUGGACUGCCAGCGGCUGGCGGACCUGGCCGACGCCUCCCACGAGCGGCCCGUGGCGGUGGCUUUCUUGGGCAGCGAGAACUGGUCAGGCUUCGGACUGCGCACAGACAGCGCCCGCAGGCCAGCCGGGACUGCCUGGCCGCGGGAGCUGCCUGUGAGCGGCCCCCUUGCCAGCGAGAACUCGCGCGCGCGGCGCAUCUUCCGGGAGAUGUACGCCGACGAGCGCUGGGGUGCGCACGGUGACCCGCGCGUGGACAUCCGGAUCCUCCCGGACGGCGGGAGCGGGGAGGCUGCGCGCGCUGCGGCCCUGGGAGCUGGUGGCAACGGCACGGGGUCGGGCUCCUCCGACGGGGCUAUCGGGGACCUGUACGCACGCUCCCAGUUCUGCCUGGUGCUCCCCGGCCACAUCUACGACCUGGGCCGUCGCGCUUACGACGCGAUGUCCCGCGGGUGCCUGCCGGUCAUCGUCGCCGUGACGCCCAUGCAUGUGAGCGUGCCGUUCGCGUGGCAGUUGCCCUGGCACGAGCUUGCCGUGUUCGCCACCGUCGAGACGCCGGAGGACGCCGCCCGCGUGGUCCGGGCCCUCGUGGCGGCCACCGAGAGCGAGGAGGGGCGGGCGCGCAUCUCCGAGAGGAGGGCGGCGCUCGUCGGGCACGCCCCGGAGCUAUUCUGGGCCCCCGCCGGCCGCCCCACUCGAACUGCCCGCCCAGCGCGCCGUCGGCGGCGGCUGGCAUCCUGCGCGAGCUGGCGGUCAG
Prorocentrum cordatum is the source of this 2938-nucleotide messenger RNA. Lineage: Eukaryota; Dinophyceae; Prorocentrales; Prorocentraceae. The record is from the annotation of a GenBank genome assembly.